Lactuca sativa (garden lettuce) is the source of this 1404-nucleotide messenger RNA. It is a transcript of the gene CRD1, whose product is annotated as dicarboxylate diiron protein, putative (Crd1). The record is from RefSeq and is a predicted model, not a curated record. Gene Ontology annotation, biological process: photosynthesis; chlorophyll biosynthetic process. Gene Ontology annotation, cellular component: chloroplast thylakoid membrane. Lineage: Eukaryota; Viridiplantae; Streptophyta; Magnoliopsida; Asterales; Asteraceae. Gene Ontology annotation, molecular function: metal ion binding; magnesium-protoporphyrin IX monomethyl ester (oxidative) cyclase activity.
AAAUUCAACUAUCCAACCAGACACAACAACGAAAUCCACAACCAACAAUGGCAGCAGAGAUGGCAUUGCUCAAACCCAUCUCCAAAAUCGGAUACUGCGGCAGCACCACCAUCACCUCCGCAAGAACAAUCCUGCCACAGAGAAUCUCAACCAUUGUUCGUAUGUCAGCAGCCACCACCACCACCCCCACCACCACAAAAGGAACCGGCGGUGGAAAAAACAAGAAGGGAAUCAAGGAAACCCUGCUGGCGCCACGCUUCUACACGACUGAUUUCGACGAGAUGGAGCAACUAUUCAACACCGAGAUGAACAAGAACUUGAACGAAGCAGAAUUCGAAGCGUUGUUGCAGGAAUUCAAAACGGAUUACAACCAGACACAUUUCGUUAGAAAUAAGGAAUUCAAAGAAGCUGCUGAUGAAAUUCAAGGUCCUAUGAGGCAGAUCUUCGUUGAGUUCUUGGAGAGGUCUUGUACUGCUGAGUUCUCUGGGUUUCUUCUUUACAAGGAGCUUGGUCGACGACUCAAGAAAACGAACCCAGUGGUCGCCGAGAUCUUUUCCCUCAUGUCCAGGGAUGAAGCACGCCAUGCCGGAUUUCUGAACAAGGGAUUAUCCGAUUUCAACUUGGCAUUGGACUUAGGGUUCUUGACAAAAGCAAGAAAGUACACAUUUUUCAAGCCAAAAUUCAUAUUCUACGCGACAUAUCUGUCAGAAAAGAUCGGGUACUGGAGAUACAUAACAAUAUACAGGCAUCUAAAGACAAACCCUGAGUACCAAGUGUACCCGAUUUUCAAAUACUUUGAGAACUGGUGCCAAGAUGAGAACAGACAUGGCGACUUCUUCUCUGCACUCAUGAAGGCGCAGCCACAGUUCCUCAACGACUGGAAGGCUAAGCUGUGGUCUCGAUUCUUCUGCUUAUCGGUUUAUGUUACCAUGUAUCUUAAUGAUACCCAAAGAACCUCUUUCUAUGAAGGCAUUGGGCUGAACACCAAGGAGUUUGACAUGCAUGUCAUCAUUGAGACGAACCGAACGACAGCUAGGAUAUUCCCAGCUGUAUUGGAUGUAGAGAAUCCUGAGUUCAAGAGGAAAUUGGACAGAAUGGCUGACAUCAAUUCAAAGAUAAUUGCAAUUGGGGAAACAGAUGACAUUCCAUUGGUGAAGAACUUGAAGAGAAUCCCACAUAUUGCUGCCCUGGUUUCAGAGCUGUUGGCUGCAUACCUAAUGAAACCAAUUGAUUCAGGAUCGGUUGACAUUGCAGACUUGGAUCCUCAACUUGUUUACUAGAUGAUGAUACUAUGUUUUUGUAGAAAAAUCAAUCCGAGUCAUGUUGGUUUUUGUGAUUGUUGUGUAAAAAGGAACACGAUAAUUUUGAUGAACUCAUUUUCUAAUGUUAUUUCGGAUUUUGUAA